GCUUUCUUCAGAAUCCAGUGCGAAUAAAGCGUGCGAGAAUACGCCAUCGCCUCGCUUGUUCUCCCCCCUUUUCUUCUCGUUUCUGAGCGACGAAUUGACGAGGCAGGUCCCCGCUCAAUCCAAUCUCCGGUUCUUCCGUCGAUUGAGCCCGGCUGCCUCUCUCCAUCGAGCUGCUAGAUUCCUUUUGUUCAUCGUCGCGGUUGUAUCCGGUUUCCGAUCGCGCUCGGAUGGAGCCUCGCGUGGCGAACAAAUUCCGCCUCGGCCGAAAGAUAGGGAGCGGGUCCUUCGGCGAGAUUUAUUUAGGAACAAAUAUCCAAACGAACGAAGAAGUUGCCAUUAAACUUGAAAAUGUUAAGACGAAGCAUCCACAGUUGAUAUAUGAAUCAAAGCUAUACAAGAUUCUACAGGGAGGAACUGGAAUUCCAAAUGUUCGAUGGUAUGGUGUUGAGGGUGACUACAAUGUUCUGGUGAUGGAUUUACUAGGACCUAGUCUUGAAGAUUUGUUCAACUUUUGUAACAGAAAAUUCUCGUUAAAGACGGUGUUAAUGCUUGCAGACCAGAUGAUAAAUAGAGUGGAGUUUGUUCAUUCAAAAUAUUUUCUACAUCGAGAUAUCAAGCCAGAUAAUUUUCUGAUGGGUCUUGGGAGACGAGCUAAUCAAGUUUAUAUUAUUGAUUUUGGACUUGCCAAGAAGUAUAGAGAUAGUUCUACUCAUCAGCAUAUUCCUUAUAGAGAGAAUAAGAACCUGACUGGAACAGCAAGGUAUGCAAGUGUUAACACACAUCUUGGCAUAGAGCAAAGCAGGAGAGAUGAUUUGGAAUCUCUUGGAUAUGUUCUUAUGUACUUCUUAAGGGGAAGUCUUCCAUGGCAAGGUCUGAAAGCUGGAACCAAGAAACAAAAGUAUGAAAAGAUUAGUGAAAGAAAAGUUGCCACAUCCAUUGAGGCUUUAUGUCGGGGUUAUCCUUCAGAGUUUGCAUCAUAUUUCCACUAUUGUCGUUCGCUACGUUUUGAUGAUAAGCCAGAUUAUGCAUACCUUAAGAGAUUGUUCAGGGACCUCUUCAUCCGAGAAGGAUUUCAGUUUGAUUAUGUUUUUGAUUGGACAAUUUUGAAGUACCAACAAUCACAGAGUGCUAAUGCUCCUUCACGAGCUAUUGGACCAGGUGUGGGACCUAGUUCUGGCUUGGCUCAUGCUACUACAAAUGAUAGACAGCCUGGUGGUGAAGAAGCAAGGACAAGUGGUUGGGCAACAUUGGACCCCACUUAUCGCCCAAGAGUUCCACCUCCAGCUGUGCAUCCUGGGAACUUGACCAAGCAGAAGGCUCCUGUUGGUCAUGAUUCACCUGCAAACAAAGAAGCAUAA
Molecule: messenger RNA, 1358 nt
Organism: Zingiber officinale
Lineage: Eukaryota; Viridiplantae; Streptophyta; Magnoliopsida; Zingiberales; Zingiberaceae
Product: casein kinase 1-like protein 2
Exons: 14
Coding region: 228-1358 (376 amino acids)
Biological process (GO): signal transduction; endocytosis; peptidyl-serine phosphorylation
Cellular component (GO): cytoplasm; nucleus
Molecular function (GO): protein serine/threonine kinase activity; ATP binding
Source: RefSeq, a predicted model, not a curated record